Molecule: messenger RNA, 1881 nt
Organism: Brenthis ino (lesser marbled fritillary)
Lineage: Eukaryota; Metazoa; Arthropoda; Insecta; Lepidoptera; Nymphalidae
Source: the annotation of a GenBank genome assembly
AUGUCAGCAGGCGUGUCAGAUCAGCGGAUGAAAGGGCAAGGGAACCAAGUGACAAAUGUACCUAAAGAGCAACAGUUAGAAAGUGGUGGCGACGAGUUAGCGGAGGUGUCAUGGCGUCACCAGCAGCAACCGUCCUAUGCUCCACCGAUCUCAUCAGCAGCAGACCCCUACAGCGCGGCAGGUUAUUAUGGUACUACAGCACUUCCUUAUCAGGCCUUUGGUGUUGGGGAUGGAACAUGGUCCACCAAUGGAACAGACCCAAUGACUUUCCUUGGAGGAUACAAUCCUCACGAUUCUUAUGGCAUGGAUGGUAGUGUCUUCGGACCAUCCACUACGCCAUUUUCAACAGCUGCAUUUGGACAGCCAUCGACUUUUAACUAUUUCCCUGGAAAUGGUGAUUACUCUACAUGGGGUCAAUUAGGACGUGCUAAGCAAUAUGAUGAUUACUACAGAACUGAUGGAUUGUAUGUCCCCGACGGGAUUAAAGCCGUGGAAACAGGUGUACAAGCACUAUCUCUCGGCGAGCACAAUAAGGUCGAUAAAGACCGCACGCCAGAGCUUAAAGACGUUUCAAGUGGACCGCAACCCAAAAAGAUGACGUGGGCCUCGAUCGCGAGCCAACCGGCCAAACCGGCCCCGUCUUUGCAGAGUGGAGGACUUAAGAAGAAGGGGCCCGGUAUGCCGCCUCCACCAAUAGUGCCAGGGAAACAUAAUAUGGACAUUAGUACGUGGGAUGCAGGGAAGAGCGCUCCGGUGGUGACGGCGCCGCCUCCGCCGCCGCUGCAACCGCCGCCAGUGCCUGCUCCAUUGCCGAUGCCGCAGCCGGCCCCGGCGCCUGCGCCUACUCCCAUGCAACGUGGGCCGCUCCCGCAACAUCAGCCCCCUCCAGCCUGGACCCAUGCCCCCCGUGCGCCCCCACCGCACCAACCACGCCCCCCACACCCUACUCCUGUCCCCGCUCCCGUGAUCGUGAAUCCAUCUCCUCAAACAGCACACCCCGUACUAGAAGAGCUGCGCGUAAAAAAUGAAUAUAAUCCGAAAGAAUUCGAUCUUAGCGCGCCUCUUGCACGAUUUUUUGUAAUAAAAUCUUAUUCGGAAGAUGAUAUUCAUCGUAGCAUCAAAUAUGAAAUAUGGUGUAGUACGGAACACGGUAACAAACGGCUUGACUCUGCUUUUCGGGACCGCGAACGGGAAGGUGGUGCAGUGUAUCUAUUUUUUUCAGUGAAUGGCAGCGGCCAUUUCUGUGGAAUGGCCCGCAUGAUUAGUGCCGUAGAUUAUAAUUCCAACUCAAACGUGUGGUCGCAAGACAAGUGGAAGGGACAAUUUCGCGUUAGGUGGAUAUAUGUUAAAGACGUUCCUAAUGUUCAGCUCCGUCAUAUCAAAUUAGAGAACAAUGAAAACAAACCAGUGACAAACUCUCGCGAUACUCAAGAAGUUCCGCACGCAAAGGGGCUUCAGGUGUUACGUAUUAUGCAUAGUUAUUGUCAUUCCACUUCUAUUUUUGAUGAUUUCAUUCACUAUGAGCGUCGUCAAGAAGAGGAGGACUCUCGCAAAGCACCACCUCAUCACGCAGUGCCAGAUAACGCUCGUGAAGAUCACGAAGGUGGCCGUGGAGGAGGUGGUCACCGAAAUUAUCGGGACUUCAGAGAUGGACAUCAACAUGGGCGGGAUGGACGUGAACAUCGUGAUGGACGAGAACCAAGGGAAUAUCGAGACGGACGGGAGCCACGGGACCCUCGCGACGUGCGGGACCCACGGGACCACAGAGACGACCGUGACGGACGUGAUAAUCGGGACCAUGGCUAUCGUGAUCGCGAUUCAGGUUAUAGACCUCAUCAUAAGGACCGAGAUGGUUCACGUGGUCGUGGUCGUCCUCGCAAC